Darwinula stevensoni is the source of this 1782-nucleotide messenger RNA. The record is from the annotation of a GenBank genome assembly. NCBI's taxonomy places the organism in Eukaryota, Metazoa, Arthropoda, Ostracoda, Podocopida, Darwinulidae.
AUGUCUUGUAAAGGUGGCGAUGGUGGUGCAGCAGCAGCAGCAGCUGCAGCUGCUCUUGCUUUUUCUCCUGCUACUACUCCUCUGCAGGUACCUCAUAAGCUGACUAUGGAGGCAUGCGAGAUCCUGCAGAUAUUACCCCAUAUCCCACUGCCUACAAUACAAAAAGUGGUUACAAAGUUUGGUCAUGAUGCUGACAGAAUUGAAAAGUCUGUGAAUUUCCUUCUUAAUGAAGACAUGGCUUCUAGUCCUGAAUGGAGAAGGAAGAUAGCCGAGAAACGUCACAGUCCUGAGCAACAGAAGAAUUGGAUUGCUAGAGAUAGUCUAGAGGAGUGUGAGAAUGCUUCUAAAGUGAAGAGAGCAACAAAUGAGGAUCUUUACUUUGAAGAAGGCAAUAUUGAGAGAGAGAAGCAGCUGAGAUGUGAGGAGGAUUUCAAAGAGGCUGAGAAUGCAGACAGCAUGUUGGAAUGUCCUGUAUGUUGUGAAGAGAAGCUCAUCAUCAAGCACAUGAAGCCUUGUGUUGAUGGACAUCUGUUCUGCGAGUCUUGUGUUCAGAAAUAUGCAGAGGAAGUGAUUGGACAAGGACGUGUUGAUUUCCUUUGUUUGGAUCCCUCAUGUAAUGCUACUUUCAGUUAUAGCAUUCUUCAGCAAAUCUUGAGGCCCUCUGCCCUGUCACGUGUAUUGAGAAGGAAGCAAGCUGAAGAGAUCCAAGCAGCAAACAUUCAAAAUCUUGAAUGCUGUGCUUUUUGCGAUUUUGCAACAAUUAUGGAAGAUCCUAAGGAAAAGAUUUUUAGAUGCCUCAAUCCUGAAUGCAUGAAGGAAUCUUGUCGGCUGUGCAAAAGGCCAAGUCACAUACCUCGUCGAUGUGAGGAAAUCCAGCAGGAAGAAGGGGCAGAACGGGCUCGUGUGUACUUUGAAAAUGAAUUGUCAGAAGCUGUGAUAAGGACAUGUUCCAAGUGUGGGACUAGAUUCAUGAAGGAAGAGGGCUGUAAUAAGAUGACUUGCAGUUGUGGAGCAAAAAUGUGCUACCUAUGCAAGAAGCCUGUUGAAGAUUACAGCCAUUUUGCUGACAAUGAUCCCUCCAAAUGCCCUUUGUGGACAGAUUCUAUGUCUCUCCAUGCCAAAGAAGUCCAUGUUAAAGCUGCAGAGGUGAAGAAAAAGUUACAAGAUGAAAAUCCUAAUUUAGAGCUAAAGAAUGAUCCAAGAAAGGAGUCUCCUGAAAUGCCUGAAGGAAGAGCACAGCAUGAGGAAGCCCAUCUUCAGGCUCUUCAUAAUUGGGUGCAACAAUUUUGCCAAAUGCCACAAGAAAACAUGGAACAGGGUCCAAGGCCUGGUCAUCAAACCCAGCAAGCGAGACAGCAACCUCCUGGAGGUCAUCCACCCCAGCAAGUGAGGAGGCAGCAACCUCCUGGAGGUCAUCCACCCCAGCAACUGAGACAGCUACCUCAUGGAGGUCAUCCACUCCAGCAAGUGAGACAGCAACCUCUUAGAGGUCAUCAACCUCAGCAAGCAAGACUGCAAGCUCCUGGAGGUCAUGCAGCCCUGCAAGCAAGAAAGCAACCUCCUGGUGGUCAUGCACCCCUGCAGGCAAGACAACUACCUCCUGGAGGGCAUCUAGUCAAACAAAUGCAGUGUCGACCUCCUGGAGGGCAUCAAUCCCAGCAAAUGAGACAACCAGCUCCAGUAGGUCAUCCAGCCCAGAAACCAAGACAACAACCCCCCGGAAGUCAUCAAGCCCAGCAAGCAAGACAUCCUGUUUUGAAUCAACCUCGUUGGAGGUAUUAA